AUGAACAGCCCGAGGGGAGAAGGGUGCGAUAGCAACAACGUUACCACUAUGAAAACAUCGACGAUUGUCAGGACGAACACCAAGCGAGGUUGGAUAUCACUGAGCAUACCCACACGUCUUCGCCCAACAAGGGCACAGAGCAUGGAAAAGGAGGAAACAAGGGAACACUCGCACGAAGUCACAGAGCUCGAUAGGAAACACAACCAAAGAACCGCCAGUGCCGGAGUAGCGAGGGUAGGCAACUGCUCCAAAAAAGAAGACGUGGACAGGAGACUCACUACAAUUGUAAUUGUUCGCAAUUGGCAGAGGCUUCCCCCAGGACGACAUCUAGUCAAUAACCUCACAAAAAACAGAGCUAGCAAUGAAAAAGUCACGCAGAAGGAGGUAAAACUGCCCAAAGGCUAUAACCAGGAAACCAAAGCUGGAGAAUGA
Messenger RNA from Lactuca virosa, 432 nucleotides. The record is from the annotation of a GenBank genome assembly. Lineage: Eukaryota; Viridiplantae; Streptophyta; Magnoliopsida; Asterales; Asteraceae.